Molecule: messenger RNA, 358 nt
Organism: Eurytemora carolleeae
Lineage: Eukaryota; Metazoa; Arthropoda; Copepoda; Calanoida; Temoridae
Product: neuronal acetylcholine receptor subunit alpha-9-like
Exons: 5
Coding region: 32-358 (108 amino acids)
Biological process (GO): monoatomic ion transport
Cellular component (GO): membrane
Molecular function (GO): extracellular ligand-gated monoatomic ion channel activity
Source: RefSeq, a predicted model, not a curated record
UGAAAUAUUAUCAGUUCUAUAAAUAUCAAGAAUGAGAAUUCUCACAUUAUUCUCUUUUCUUCUUCAAGUUUGUAACCCUGCAGGAACUGAAAGACCAAACAAGAAACUCAGUAGUUACAGACGUGAAAUAAAAACAGCUGACUACAGGCUGUCCACAGAUCUACUUAAUGGAUAUCCUACUGGCUAUAAUAUCCUACCAGUUGUGGAUGCAAUGGAUAUUGUAAACGUGAGUAUUCAGCUGGCUCUAUAUCAUAUUGUUGACAUGAAUGAGAGAGAUCAGACACUGACAACAAGUUGUGAAAUAAUCACAAGAUGGCAUGAUGCUUUUCUCAUGUGGGAUCCAGAAGGAAUGUUUUAA